AUGAGCGAAGUAGUAUUGAAGCAAAAGACUCCUAUCCGAGUAUUGCAUCGGAGAAACAAUGAUACGAGACCAAGAACGAUUCAUAAAGCAGAAGGGAAGAGAUGGGAAGGUAGAUCAGAAAACUGGUUCUAUAUCGAUUUGCUUACUCAAGCGGGCACUUAUAUUAAGGAAUUUGUUCAUGGAGAUUUCGGAAGAACGAAGCCAAAUGUUUCUGAAAUUCUCGGAUGCGAAUGUGACAUUGUCGGACUUGAUGUCACUAACGUCCACCUUGAUUGGCCUCCAACUGCGCCAGAGCAGAUUGUCGAGAAAUCAAGCUAG
Messenger RNA from Oikopleura dioica, 318 nucleotides. Lineage: Eukaryota; Metazoa; Chordata; Appendicularia; Copelata; Oikopleuridae. The record is from the annotation of a GenBank genome assembly.